UCUCUUUAUCAAAUCUCUUUAACCCUGUACAAAUGAAUCCUUUCUCCCUGAUCCCCCCACUCCAGUAACUCAACCAGAAUCACCAGCCUUUUCAUCUGCAUACCACUUCUAGUAAUGAAGAUAUCAUCAUUCCAUUAUCUUAUUAUCAUCUUCACCAUGAGCUUCCUCUUUAACCUAAGCCGGUCCGGUUUACUAACAGAACCAGCCCAACCGUUAAAACCACCAGACGACUCUCCUCCCAACACGGUCCCAUCUUUCCCGGUCCAGACCGAGUCAGAACUAUGCCGGUUAGACUUAUCAGCUGAGCUAUUCGGCGGCGUAAACGCCGCCUGUGGUCGCAACCUCGAUAGGAGCCGUUGCUGUCCAGUGCUGGCAGCUUGGCUCUUCGCGGCACACGCUCGCUCGGCUCUUCAAGUCAAUGCUUCGGCUCCACCGGCUACGGACGAAAUGCCGAUGAUGCCUGAUGACUCACAGAACUGUGUUAACUCGUUGCAAAACUCGUUGCAGAGUAGAAACAUUCAUCUACCUCAGCCUAAUGCAUCAUGUGAUGCUGUUUUGUGUUUUUGUGGGAUUCGGUUGCACCAGAUUGGUUCGCUUAGCUGUCCGGCGGCGUUUAAUGUUACGAAGACUUCUCGGAAUGCAAUUCCGACCGUUGCUGUUCGGAACUUGGAGAAAAGCUGCCGGAAUUCAUCAUAUGCUGGAUGUACUAGAUGUCUUGGGGCUUUGCAAAAGUUAAACGACGACGGGCAAAACGGAACAAGAAAAACCCAUCAUCAAGUAGAUGAUCGAGCUAGCAAGAUAAUGACACGUGACUGCCAGCUAAUGGGGCUUACAUGGCUACUAGCAAGGAACAAAACGGCGUACAUACCAACGGUAUCCGCUGUAUUGCGCGCCGUCAUGUACAGUGCGCACCCACCCCAUGAGUUCAAAUGCAGCCCUGAUCAAGAAAACAUGCCGUUAGCCGUUGAUUCGUUACAGUUCGAGAAAUCAUCUGGAGCAUCCUUGGCACGUGCCGGUAUUAUUGGUAUUGUAAUGACAUUAUUGCCCCUGGUUAUGGAGUUUGUUUGAUCGUUGGUCAGUUUCGUUUGGAUUUGUUUUACUGUAAAGUGCAUGUUACCUGCUAGGUUGUGGGGGUUCACGUGAAAGGUUAGUGAGGAUACAGACAAAGGGUAAAGGGUGGCCAUGUUUGAGGACAUUUUUGUCUUUUUGCCUCCAGGGUACAUCUUUGUUAUUCGGAAUAUUAGGGUUUUGGAUUUUAGUAGUUUAGGGAGGAAUUUCAAAUUCUUUUUUCGUUUUCGGCAGUGGAAUAUAUUAUAUAACUACUUGAAUAAACUAAAUUAUAAACAUUGCUUUGUAAGUA
This is a messenger RNA of Helianthus annuus (common sunflower), 1360 nucleotides long. RefSeq lists its product as uncharacterized. The record is from RefSeq and is a predicted model, not a curated record. NCBI's taxonomy places the organism in Eukaryota, Viridiplantae, Streptophyta, Magnoliopsida, Asterales, Asteraceae. The transcript is spliced from 2 exons. The coding region runs from base 115 to 1068 and encodes 317 amino acids.